Molecule: messenger RNA, 1035 nt
Organism: Prunus armeniaca (apricot)
Lineage: Eukaryota; Viridiplantae; Streptophyta; Magnoliopsida; Rosales; Rosaceae
Source: the annotation of a GenBank genome assembly
AUGAUGCAAUUUGCUCCAAGUGAGGGUGAAACUGCUUUGUCCGUAGUUGGUCCAAGGCCAAUGGAGUUGUCUACGCAUAGUGCUCGCCCGGCACCUGGGCCAAAUGGAAAACAAAGGACUUCCAGUUUGGAAUCGCCAAUCAUGUUGUUGACAGGUCAUCAGAGUGCUAUAUACACAAUGAAAUUUAAUCCUGCUGGAACAGUUGUUGCAUCUGGGUCUCAUGACAAAGAAAUUUUCUUAUGGAAUGUUCAUGGGGAAUGCAAGAACUUUAUGGUUUUGAAGGGGCACAAGAAUGCUGUAUUGGAUCUUCACUGGACAACCGAUGGGUCUCAGAUAAUAUCAGCCAGUCCAGACAAGACUGUGGGGGCAUGGGAUGUUGAAACAGGGAAAAGAAUAAAAAAGAUGGCAGAACACUCAUCAUUUGUGAAUUCUUGCCAUCCUGCUCGAAGGGGACCACCUCUUAUUGUCAGUGGAUCUGAUGAUGGAACUGCCAAACUAUGGGAUAUGCGUCUGAGGGGUGCCAUCCAAACAUUUCCCGAUAAAUAUCAAAUUACAGCUGUCAGUUUCUCUGAUGCAUCAGAUAAAAUCUUUACCGGAGGCAUUGACAAUGAUAUUAAAGUUUGGGAUUUGCGCAAGGCUGAAGUAAUGAUGACACUUCAAGGCCAUCAAGAUAUGAUAACAGGUAUGGCAUUGAGUCCUGAUGGCUCUUAUCUUCUGACUAAUGGAAUGGACUGCAAGCUCUGCAUUUGGGAUAUGCGCCCAUAUGCACCACAGAAUCGUUGCGUGAAGAUAAUGGAAGGGCACCAGCACAAUUUUGAAAAGAACUUGUUGAAAUGUAGCUGGUCCCCUGAUGGAAGCAAGGUCACGGCGGGAAGUUCUGAUCGGAUGGUUUAUGUUUGGGAUACUACUUCUCGACGCAUCUUGUAUAUGCUUCCUGGCCACACCGGAUCUGUCAAUGAGUCUGUAUUCCAUCCCACUGAACCCAUUAUUGGAUCUUGCGGUAGUGAUAAACAGAUCUAUCUGGGGGAAAUCUGA